AUGUAUAGUAAAGUUGGGAUGCCACCGGGGGCACCUCAACUUCAUCCUCAACCUCCAACGAGCUCACAACCUAAUCUGUUUGGGAAUGCGUUUAAUGCUGCUGGUUCAGGACUCAUUCGAGGUGGAUUGGGUGCAUAUGGAGAAAAAAUAUUAGGAUCAAGCUCUGAGUACGUCCAAAGCAAUAUAAGCCGGUAUUUUUCUGAUCCCCAAUACUACUUUCAAGUGAAUGACCACUAUGUUAAGAACAAAUUAAAGGUUAUUUUGCUUCCGUUCAUGCACCGGGGUCAUUGGACUAGAAUUACUGAACCGGUGGGAGGUAGGCUCUCUUAUAAACCACCAAUUUAUGACAUAAAUGCUCCUGACUUGUACAUUCCAUUAAUGGCAUUUGGUACCUAUGUUGUUCUUGCUGGCAUCUCACUGGGUUUACGUGGAAAGUUUAGUCCUGAAGCUUUGAACUGGUUAUUUAUCAAGGGAAUGGUUGGUUGGUUUAUGCAAACAGGACUGCUUAAAGUUACUUUACUUUCAUUGGGCACUGGGGAAGCACCUCUAUUGGACAUUAUAGCAUAUGCUGGGUACACUUUCACUGGGUUGUGUUUGGCUGUUUGUGGAAGAAUAAUAUGGAGUUACUCCUACUACUUUCUGAUGCUGUGGACCUGCUUAUGUAUGGCAGUGUUCUUGGUUAAAACAAUGAAGAGAGUCCUUUUUGCUGAAGUCAGGAGUUAUGAUUCAAGCACACACCACUAUCUUUUGCUCUUCAUUGCUUUGGCUCAGUUCCCAUUAUUCACAUGGCUAGGAAACAUUACUGUCAAUUGGCUAAUAUAG
Sphenostylis stenocarpa is the source of this 822-nucleotide messenger RNA. The record is from the annotation of a GenBank genome assembly. NCBI's taxonomy places the organism in Eukaryota, Viridiplantae, Streptophyta, Magnoliopsida, Fabales, Fabaceae.